CUUGACAGAGAUCCCGCGACCCACCAUGGACGAACCGACGCUUCCGCUUGCGAUGCAGGAGGCAUUUGGCCCGGUGCAGGACGAGCUUAUCGAGCGGUUGCGGAGGUACGACGAGUUUGGGAACGGGCGGGUGAUGUACUCGGACUUUCUGGAGGUAUGCGCCUCGCUGGGCGUUCACAUCGGCGACGCGGCGCACAGCUUUCUUUCGCAAACCUUUACCCAUCGUGGGUACAUUGACAUCAACCGGCUGGCUGAGGUGCUGGGCAAGCGCGACAAGACGAUCCGGCCGCGGCAUCCGUCGGGGCGGAACGAGCGGGAGAUGGCCCGGCUGCACGAGCUGGUGGUGACCAAGCUGUAUGCGCGACACGAGCACAUCCGUGACAUGUUCCUGGAGCUUGACGUCUCGCGCAACGGCACGCUCUCCUACCGCGAGUUUGCGAACGGGCUGGCGAGUCUCGGCCUGGAGCUGGACGAGGAGCAGCUGGCAGCGCUGAUGCGGCAGCAUGACAUGCGAGGGAGCGGGCGCAUCGACUACAACGAGUUUGUGCGGUUUGUGCAGGAUCCGCUGACCUGGAGUCUGCCGAGCGAUGUGGCGCACGACGACUCGCUGGUGGCCCGGCUGUUUGCGGUCCGCGAAGCGCUGCUCAACGAGUGUAUUGCCCGCGACACUGCAUUUGCGCGGACGAUUCCGUUCUCGCAGCUCGUCGCCGCCAUCGACUCGGUCCUGACCUCGGUCCCGCUGCCCGAAUCGGAACUCGAGUUUGUGCUCUCGACCUUUGCUGAUGACACCUCAGGCGACAAUCCGCAGGUGGCAUACCUCGACUUUGUGCGGCACGUGACGACCCGCGGACGCGAGCUGAUGGACCCUGCGGUGGUCGAGCCUGAGGUGGCGCGCGCGUUCCGUGGACAGGUACCCACCGCCGCGGUGGCGCCAUGCGUCCUUUCAGUCGAUGUCCCGGUCCUUGACCUCCUCCGCGAGAUUGUUUACGAGGCACAUGGGCACGUCGCUGAAAGCUUUCUCGAGCUCGACGCGGACCGAUCCGGCACGGUCUCGCUCGACGACGUUCUCACUGUCCUCGGGCGGCACUACAUCCGGCCGACGCCAGCACAGAUCCAGGAGAUCGCCGCCACCUUUGGCGUUGGCGACGGCAUCGAUUACCGGCAGUUCUGCCAGUUCCUUGGCGAGGAGGACCCAGUGGCCGCCGAAGAGGCUGCACGGCACCUUGCCGUCCUCAACGACGCACCGAUUGAGUCGGACGACACCCCGCAGGUCUUUGACACACCAACCAUCAAGUCUGCGGUCGCCAAGCUCUAUGUCAAGUCGGCCAAGCUCCUGUCUACAAUUCUCGAGUACACCGCCGACGACGCGCUCCCACUCCCGACACUCCGACAGGCUCUCCAUCGGCUGCACAUCCGGCUGAGCCAUGCCGAGUUUGAGUGGAUCACCAGCAAGUUUGGCAUCCUCGGCCCCGAUGGCACCUCGGUCACCGCCGUCUGCGUCCACGACCUCGUCCACUUUGUUACCCAAACCGGGCGCGCCGGCCUUGCGUUUGGCGGCCAUUGAUGUGGCGCGUUUUUCUAUCGACAAAGGCACGAGCAUCUGGCUGCUAAAAGAGUUGGGAAAGA
This is a messenger RNA of Thecamonas trahens ATCC 50062, 1626 nucleotides long. RefSeq lists its product as uncharacterized. The transcript is spliced from 2 exons. Lineage: Eukaryota; Apusomonadida; Apusomonadidae. The record is from RefSeq and is a predicted model, not a curated record. The coding region runs from base 26 to 1564 and encodes 512 amino acids. Gene Ontology annotation, molecular function: calcium ion binding.